GUUCACUUUCAUUGGAGCAAGAUGGCGGCUGUGCUUCAGUCUCCUAGUCCCGGCACCGGGCACGGUACCAGAACCAGCCCGCUGAAAGCGUGCAUUUAUGUUCGGUAUGGGCCAAAGUCUGGGGAGCAUACGCUAUCGGGCAUUUGUCAGCAUUGGGCCACUGACUGGGAGAACAGUUCUACAAGGAAGCCAUUGAACAUUGCCGGAAUUACAAUGCCCGGCUGUGUGCAGAACGCAGUGUCCGCCUGCCAUUCCUGGACUCUCAGACUGGUGUUGCACAAAAUAAUUGCUACAUUUGGAUGGAAAAGAGACACAGAGGCCCAGGGGUGGCACCAGGGCAGUUGUAUACUUACCCUGCACGCUGCUGGCGAAAGAAGAGACGCCUGCAUCCCCCAGAAGACCCCAGGCUGAGGCUAUGUGAAAUCAAGCUUGAGGGAGAAAUCUUGAAAAAGGAUAGUGUGUCAGCUGAAGGGACAACAUUGGAAGCUCUGCUACGUGGGGAGGCACUGGAGAAAAGAAAUGACUCAAAAGACGAUGAAGCCUACAGUGAAAUUCAGAGAGUUUUAGACAAUGAGGAAAACAUAGAAGAUUUGGAAGAAGAAGACUUGGAAGAUGAUAUCCCAAAAAGGAAAAAUAAACCCAGAGGACGGACACGUGGUGUCGGUGGUAGAAAAAGAACUGAUUCCACUGCCCAAGAAGACCACGAUAAGCCAUAUGUGUGUGACAAUAGUUACAAACAAAAGCAUAACUCAAAAACAUCUGACAAAGUCUGUGGCAAGCGAUACAAGAACCGUCCUGGUCUUAGUUAUCAUUAUGCUCAUACUCAUUUAGCUGAUGAGGAAGGAGAUGAUGACCGAGAUUCGGAGCCCCAUUCACCACCAGUCUUGAGAAGUGAAGGUCACAAGCCUCGGAAAGGUCCGGAUGGGAUGGUCAUUUCCAAUAAUUACUGUGACUUCUGUCUUGGUGGGUCAAAUAUGAACAAGAAAACAGGCAGGGCUGAGGAGCUGGUCUCAUGCUCAGACUGUGGGCGCUCCGCUUAUUUGGGACAAGGAGCCAUAAAGGAUCUGGACUUGCGAAGUGCAGAGGAUUUGUUUGGUGCAUCGUCUGAAAGUGACACUUCCACAUUUCAUGGCUUUGAUGACGACGAUAUCGAUGAACUGCUAUCAAACAAAAGUGUUCAUUCACCUGCUAGUAGUGAUGCAGAUAACAAGUGCAGCAGCUAAUCACGUGAUUGUGGGGAAUACCUGCUAGCACACAAAAAAAAACACAUUCGGGCGAGAUUAAAUAAAUGACCUUGACAACAAAGAAGGCUUGUUUAGCCAAAAGGCUCCUGCUGAAUUCUAGACCUGUUUUCAUGUGAAACUGGGCUGUUGAAAAUGAGCAGAGUCGAUGCUUUUGUUUGUUCAUCAGUAAAGAAGAGAAUCUCUAACUCUGAAGAUAAUCAGGAUUACUUUUGGCUCGUGAUUUGUGUGUUUUUGUUUAAACAAAAUAAGAGAGACAUUUGACUGAUCUCCCUACAUUACUGAGUGAAUGGGGGACACAGGGAUCUGAUGUACUGUGGGUGAUACCACUGAGCUAAACGGACUUCCCCUUACAAAGUGCAAUCAAUGUCUUUAAGUCAACUAGCUCCCUCCCUCCAGCAGGCAAAGUUGUCUUGAUCUACUUUUGCCGUGCACCUUACAUCGAAGCUCCUGGCAAGUGGAAACGUGGUCUCCAGGCUCCACUUUACACCUUUUGCACCUGCAGUUCCAAGGUUUUGUGGCAAUUAGGUUCACUGUGGUGAACUGAAGGAAGUGGAGUUUAUAUAAGAAAGAGAAAUUUUAAUUUUUUGAAGGAAAAGAAAACUAUACUUUCCCAUUCAGGGACUUGUACCUUUUUUUUUGUUGAGUUUUUUUUGGUCAGCUGACUUCUUCUCUGCUGCUAAAACAUUCUUUUUGCAUCGAAUGAAGGAACCACAUCAGUGGGCAUGUGUUCUGAUGACAGAAAUAAAAUGACACCAGCAACUUUUUUGAUCCUGUUUAUUUGAAAGGAGUUCAUCAUUUGCAUUGCAAAGAAUUGCCUCGAUGCCGGUGGUUACCAUGCAAGCCAUUUCCAGGAAGGAAGGCAAGAAAUGAAUUGUGACCAUUUCCCCAGUGGAAUAUUGCCUCUUUAGCACCUCUGUUAUGUGACUCAAACUCAGGAAGGCCCUGAGCAUGUGCAGUAUGAAGGACGACUUCAUUGUGAAUUAGAUAUUUGUAUUUAUUAAACUGACAGCUGAGCUGCUCUUUAGCUUUUUGAACGGGAGGGGGAUGUGUGGUAAUAUAUUGAACAAUUCAUGUAUUUGGAAAUAUUGAAAUUUACCCAAAAAAUCCUUAAUAUUUUGGGUAAGUCUUAUUUUCCUCUCUCAAAAAGAACUGCAUCAUUUUUAAUGAUGAAUGUGUUAGCUAGUUUUACUGAUGAAUUCUCUAUAAAAACUGAAAUCAACUCUGCUCAAUUUUGUUGUCAAAGCCAUUUGUUUGAAUCUCAGUAGAAUUGCUGCAAGUGGAUGUGGUAAGUGUCAGGUGUGUCUAUCAGAUGUCUGGAAGUCUAGUCAUUACUUUCUAUUUAUUGAUUAGUUUCACUGUAAUUUGCUGUAACCCCUCUCCCUGAUCAUUUGUGAUGAAGUAUUGUCACCAUCAAGUGGAUGAUAUUGUUUGUUGUACAAUGUUAAAUAUAAAAAAAAAUGAUUUUCAUAAAGUGGCUUUAAAUGCCGCUGAGCUUAUAAGAUUUUUAUUUGUUAAAAAAAUAAACUGCAUAUUGGUCUC
Molecule: messenger RNA, 2783 nt
Organism: Rhincodon typus (whale shark)
Lineage: Eukaryota; Metazoa; Chordata; Chondrichthyes; Orectolobiformes; Rhincodontidae
Gene: dpf3
Product: double PHD fingers 3
Exons: 12
Coding region: 300-1223 (307 amino acids)
Cellular component (GO): nucleus
Source: RefSeq, a predicted model, not a curated record